CCUCAAUGAUUUUUUCGAUGAGCAGCUUGUUGCAAAGAGGCGGUGUGACGUAGACGCUUGGCGCAUAUAGAUGCCAAAGCAUUCAUGAGAUUCAUUACCAAUACCUUGUUGCAGUCCUGCAGUUUUUUUCAUCCAAAUUCGAAAGUACUCGAACAAAGUUUAAUUGUAGCAAUGAAUUAGUCUUCUACCUCUACGGAUAGUUUCCGUGCAAGUUCUAGUCAUUCAUGAAGUCUCAGUACUGUACAACAAAUUCAAAUUUUCAUUUUUGCAACACAACGACGUUUCCUCUCUCUCAUUUAAAAUUCGUAGUCGCGCCUAUGUGCAUGUCAUCGCUUUUCAGGCACUAUCUCUCUUGUGCCACGAAGAGAACAAAAUUCUUCGCGCGUCACUAAUUAGUCUUGCUCUACCGCUGCAAGAAAACUAACGCUUAUGUCUGUCAGCCUCAGCCCUAAGGAACAUACCGAAUUUUCGCUCACCUAAAAGUACCUGAGUGCAAAUAGUGUUUCCGUAACUUUCCAUCUUUAAACACCUUUUCGUACGGAUACUCCUGGUCCUGAACCCUCAGCUAAAGCACUUAGACGACGACGAGACGAACAGUCGAAUUCCUGCAAAGAGCAGUCCUAAGUAGAAGCGUUUCUCCGUCGAGACUCUCACGACUCUGCCCGGCGCACACUUUUUUUUGACACUUGCCUGAGUCGAAAGACUGAUUUCACAAUCAGCACCUGCUCGACGGUGUUGUCGUUGUGUUGUGUACUGCUGCGAGAAGUCAAGAAGGUGAAGGGAAAUACAAAACCGCGUCGGACUACAUCUGCGAAUUCACCAGGUUUUCAACGAAACACGUUAAGAACAGUCAAGUAAUAGAAGUGCACAGCUGGUGCCCGAGGAAAAGAGAAAACACGAGCGACACGCCCCCGAACUACAAAACAAUCCAGCCUACACAACCGACUUCGAAGCCCAGCUGCUCGUCCGCGACGCUCCCAUACUUUUUGAUCGUUUUCUUCUCCUAUAAUCGCCAGCGACAGCAGGAGCACAUUUGCGAGAAUGGCAGCUUCCAGUACAACUACCACGCUCCCCCCGGGGGCAGGACGACCAGGAGGUGCUGUAUCCGUGGCCCGACCUGCGGUCGCUGCGUCAUCCUCGUCCUCCUCGUCGCGCCUGGGGGCCAAUAAGAUACCUGCAGUACUGCAGCAGCCGGGGCGUGCCACGCAGCACAACAUGCUGAUGGCAGCGCGGGCAGCCAAUGUGUCAAAAAACUCUUCGUCUUCCAACAGCGGCCCCGGGCUGGAAAAGCUCACGAUCGCGGACCUGCAAGGAAUGUGGCUGCACAGCAACCAGAAGCUGGGGUUGGUCACAGUCACCGGAAACACGGCGAAAUUGGCUACGUGUAUUAUACUGCUGGGUUUUGUGACUUUUGAAGAAAAUUUUGUUGAAGGCGUAAAGACUUCUAACACGACCUUUCGGAUACUGUUUUCUCGAUUUACGCAAGAAAGCAAUAAAACUUCGAACGGCAUUUACAAAUUGUCAUUGUCUUUAUUCGAUCUAGUAAAUGAUCGGUGGAUAUCAACCUCCAAAUGUUGAUGGUCCACGUUGGAUCACGUGUUUUCAUUUUGACGCACUGUGCGUGUUCUUUGUUGUGGGAGAAGGAGUCAAACCACACACCAACUCAGUGCCCCAACUGCACGUGCUCACCGAAGUUGGCGAUACUGUGGAAAUGCAUCCGGGUUGGCGCGCGGACCUCAAAGCCAGCAGCAACAGCGAGAUUACCUGGCGGUCGACCAAACCCGGGAAUUCGAUCUUUUGUACGUGGCAGUGGGAGGGCGCUGAUGAGAAUGAUGUGCUAUGCCCUGCAAAAAUAGCAUGUCGGUUGUCCUCCUCAUCGGGCUGCCGGAAGUUUCAUCUGCAUAGUCAAUACAGAGUCAGUCUACUGUGGGCGGUGAUUCUUAAAGGUCACUUUUACGCUUUCUGAAGCAGCUGGCAUUCGAAUUUUUCAGCAUGUGGAGGACAUUUUUUUUUUGCAGUGGAUACUUUGUCAGCGCCAGUGACCUGUUGAAGAAUGCUUCCAAGGAAAUAACGGUAAACGGGCGAGUUUUGCCAGGCCUGAAGAUGAACCCGCAGCAGACAGUCGGCUUUAUCAACAAUCAAACCGGCGCGGCGCGCCUUGCGGCACAGAAACGGCUGCAAGCCGCUGCGGAAAAGGUGGCGGCCGGCGCAGCGGCAAGCAGCAACGCUACGGGUGGACCGAAGCCGAAUCCGCUAGCUAUCCACCCACAAAGAUGUUGCCCGAGUCUGAGUCGAACCGGUGAAGAGAGAAGAAAUGAUCCGUGAUUGAUUGUUCUCGGAGUUUUUUUUUCAUGCAUCAAAAUAUUUUGAAAAGUUCCGUACCGGUCUUUCACCGGCUUGACUCUGACUCAGACGGGUUUUGCGCGGAUAAACCCCUUAACCAUGGCACUAGACCAUUUAUUGCCCGCAAAACGAGUGCGCAGACCCGUCGCAGAGGCGCAGGAGGCUUUCGACUUUGUAUCAAAUGAAUAAGACCUUUGGUUUCACAUCGACAUUUCAGUGUACUUACGCCGAAGAGGUAGAAGUGAAUCACCUAGCAAAAUUCCGUGCAGCGGGAAAAAUCUUUGCCUGUUGACAUCAUCGGUGCAGGAGUUCCAGUUGCCAGUAAUAAUGUCAAUCGAAAAGUCUUGACGAUCGUGCGUCACGUUUCAUUUUUUUAUCUGUAAGGUUAUCCGGAAUCCCACCGUGGCGGGGGGCGCAGGCAGCGAUGUCGGAGGGAAGAAGCGACGGAAAAAAAUGAACGGUGGGGACAGAGAUGCGGAAGAGAGUCAGACCAGCCGCAGCGACGAGCGCGAUUCGAAUUUGACUCUCGAGGCCGUUAGGGAGUGGAAAACGUGGGUACUAUGUGAUUUUGUACGAAUGAAAAUGAAUUGCCGCUCAGCGUCUAAAAAGGAGAUGAUGUUGAUCACGAUGAAAAUCAGAUCGUGUAGUUUUACACAUCAGAUGAUUUUUUGCAUGUUGUAACUGCACGAAAAUCUACUUUAGAUGUUCUCCACCAACACACUGGAGUGGGACGCGUGGUACACAGGGGGGUCGAAGAGUUUUGAAAAAAAGCUAUCCGUGAAGCUCCGGGUGCUGGCGCAGAAGGAAGAAUUGAUAAGGCUGAUGCAGCAGAAGUUCGGCGUUCGCAAGGAAUCCAUCACCUUCGACGAACUCGGUGCCCCAAGCAUCGCCACCGGGAAAAAGAUGCGGGAAAACUUUGCGAAAAAGUUCUCCGCACAGUGGAGCACGAAGUUAACCACAGCAACCGGUGGCUGCUUGGCGCCGACCCGGAUGGACUCUGGUAUUGUAGUGUUGGACGUGCUCCUCCGACCGUGUUGUUCGCAAUGAGAUCUUCAUGGAAGAUACUGCUGCAUACAAUUGGAUUUGCAUUUCUGUCAUGCAGAAUGGAAUCGUUGAGCGGCCGUCGGUAGCUUUACCGGUUUUUUUGAUGUAGUUUUGCGAAUAAAAACACAGACCUGAAGUCUCCGAGCAACCACUCUACGUCCCGCGGAGCUCCUGUGCCUGCCCGGAAAAAUAACCCUAGCCAGCACUCCAAUGGUUCUAGCCAGGCGAGUACUGGCAAUGUGAAAUCCUCUUCUACGGCCGGCUCUCGGUUCGUGGACCCGCGGCAGUAUGAUCCGAACUUGCAGGCCACGGACAACAAAACUGCAUUAGAGGAAACCCAGAAAAUGCUGCAGGACGCUAUCGAUAACCAGGAUGCUACGAUUGUGAAGGAGAAGGACGCUCUCGCGAAGAUCGACCUGUUACGGAAAACGAUGACUGUGCCCUUGAUGCAAAGCUCCAAGAUCGGCAAAACCCUGUCAGAGUACGCGAAGUUGUCCAAUGUCAGCGAGGCGGUCCGAAACCAAAUAAUGUUCACCGUCUCGGAGUGGCGAGACACAUUCAGAAACCAAAAAUAAAGUAUAGUUGGCGCAGGUCGAACUGACCGAAAGAACGCGAUAACUGUUGUAAAAAGUAAGUAUUAAGUUGCGCUGCACAGGUCGUGGAAAAAAUAUCGCGGAGAAAUCAAUUUGCUUGCUUCGCCAGUUGCAGACAGAAUUUUGCGUUGCAAAUUUCUUGGUAAGUAGAGUGUGGCUUUCGAAGCUCAACAAAUUUUGCUGUGUAGUUGUGAUCAAGUAGAACAGCAGUUGAUCGGUGCAAAAACAAGUACAAAUGCGAAGCGAGACUUGUCAUCUCUCGGAGGUGCAGGUCGUACGGAAGAUUUUGGUCUGUGGAAGAAUGUGCUGCGGCGCAGUGUUGCGCUACAUUCGCACACAGUUGACAAAUAUCUUGCCUCACUUGCGGCAAGCAAGGGGUCUUAGACUUUUUCAAUGGCAAAAAUGGUCUUUUCUUGUUUUGGACGGCAAAUAUAUUCACGCGAAUUUUUGUCCAUUUCAAUUCGAGGCCGUUCAGUGAAGGGACAAUCAAAUUCUGGGGUGCUCUGACGGCUUCCCAGUAGAAGCAAGCGACAAUUUUUCUUGAGAACAUAAUGGCCACCAAUGAAAAGGAAAUACACGACAGUGAAAAAAAGGAGUUCAACUUGAACUUUUUGGCGACGCCUCUGAUAGUAUCGACCUCGGGAUCAUGUUGAGACCGAGCAGAAACCCCAUAAUAUUAUGAAUACACGCCGGUCCUCUCAGUCGACCAACAGCUUGCUGUUUGCUCAUGCACCCCAGGACUGAGAAAAGUUAAAGUUUAUAAAAGUACUUUGGGACGACUAAAAUGGACAAAACGACAAGCGACAUUUGGCACGGCUUUUCCCGUGUAGAGCAACAU
Molecule: messenger RNA, 4818 nt
Organism: Amoebophrya sp. A120
Lineage: Eukaryota; Dinophyceae; Syndiniales; Amoebophryaceae
Source: the annotation of a GenBank genome assembly